AGGAUUCUGGGAGUGGUAGUUCGGCCUCAAGGUUGGCCGGCGCUAGGCGUCCCCGCCGGCUGUUAGAUGCCUUUGUCGUCGGGCUCGGCUUCCUCAGUGUGUGGCUGGAGGUCGAACCCAGGGUAGAGGAGGGCUGAACGCAUCCCCUUUUAAUCUGAGUGUCCGGGAGGAGGGUGGCGGGAGGACCCCCGGGUGGGGGCGCCAGGCUGCCCACGCGUGCGUUCCCGGCCUCUUGGGGGACCCGAGCGGCGGACCUCCGGCCCCUUCCGCUGUCGCGGUUGCCUCCAGCGCGGGCCGGAGGAAGGAGUCUCCAUGGAACCUGGGGGCAGAGGAUCACUUUUUGAGGACUCAGACCUUCUCCAUGCUGGAAACCCAAAAGAAAAUGACGUGACUGCUGUGCUGCUGACCCCUGGGUCCCAAGAAUUGAUGAUCAGGGAUAUGGCCGAGGCUCUCACCCAGUGGAGGCAGCUGAACUCUCCUCAGGGAGAUGUGCCUGAGAAGCCUAGGAAUCUGGUCUUGCUGGGGCUUCCAAUUUCCACACCUGUUGUAAUCUCUCAGUUGGAGCAUGAGGAAGAGCUGGAGAGAGAAGUCUCAAAGGCAGCCAGUCAAAAGCACUGGGAAACAAUACCAGAAAGCAAGGAGCUAACUCCAGAGAAGGAUAUUUCUGAAGAAGAAUCGGCUCCUGGGGUGUUAAUUGUAAGAUUUUCAAAGGAAAGUUCUAGUGAAUGUGAGGAUUCUUUAGAGAGUCAGCAGGAAAACCAUGAGAAACAUUUAAUACAAGAGGCUGUCACUGAGAAAUCUUCUAGGGAGAGAAGCUACCAAUCUGAUGAAUUUAGAAGAAAUUGCACUCAGAGGUCCUUACUUGUUCAGCAGCAAGGAGAGAGACUACAUCAUUGUGAUUCAUUUAAAAAUAACUUAAAACAAAAUUCAGAUAUAAUUAGGCAUGAGAGAAUUUGUGCAGGAAAGAAACCUUGGAAAUGCAAUGAAUGCGAGAAAGCCUUCAGUUACUACUCAGCUUUUGUCUUGCAUCAGAGAAUUCACACCGGAGAAAAACCCUAUGAAUGUAAUGAAUGUGGUAAAACCUUUAGCCAGAGCAUACACCUUACUCUGCACCAGAGAAUUCAUACUGGGGAGAAACCGUAUGAAUGUCAUGAGUGUGGGAAGGCCUUCAGUCACCGCUCAGCCCUUAUUCGGCAUCAUAUAAUUCAUACUGGAGAAAAACCCUAUGAAUGCAAUGAAUGCGGGAAGGCCUUUAAUCAGAGUUCAUACCUCACUCAACAUCAGCGAAUUCAUACUGGAGAGAAACCUUAUGAGUGUAAUGAAUGUGGGAAGGCCUUCAGCCAAAGCACAUUCCUUACCCAGCAUCAGGUCAUUCACACUGGAGAGAAACCUUAUAAGUGUAACGAAUGUGGCAAAGCCUUUAGUGAUCGGUCAGGUCUUAUCCAGCACCAGAGAACUCAUACUGGGGAGCGGCCUUAUGAGUGUAACGAAUGUGGGAAAGCCUUUGGCUACUGCUCAGCCCUGACUCAGCACCAGAGGACUCACACUGGGGAGAAACCCUAUAAAUGCAAUGAUUGUGCCAAAGCCUUCAGUGACCGCUCAGCCCUUAUUCGUCAUCAGAGAACACACACUGGAGAGAAACCUUACAAAUGUAAAGAUUGUGGAAAAGCAUUCAGCCAGAGCUCAUCUCUUACAAAGCAUCAGAAAACUCACACUGGAGAAAAGCCCUACAAGUGUAAGGAAUGUGGAAAAGCCUUUAGCCAGAGUUCAUCCCUCUCUCAACAUCAGAAAACUCAUGCUGGAGUGAAAACCAAGAAAUAUGUCCAAGCUCUUAGUGAGCAUUUAACCUUUGGCCAACACAAGAGAAUUCAUACUGGAUAAAGACUAUGUAAAUGUGGUACAUUCAGAGCAUAGUUAUUGAGCAUUUACCAUAGUUGCUGUGGGGGUCUACAAAGAAAUUUAAGACUGUGUUGCAAAAAAGUUACUGACAAGUUGUUGCUGAUGUGGGAGGUAGCAUGAUUUGACUGUAAAAGUAUAGUUUUACAUUUUUAAAAGUGUUCUUGCAGAGGACACUGACAUUCCCUCAGGAAAGAGGAAAAUUAUUUGUAACACCCUAACGUGUAUGUAAAUUGCCAUAUCCUUGGGAGAGAAAUGGGGUGUGCCAUGGUGGAAACGGGACAUCUUGACUGUGCCAGGUAUUUUCAUAAUACUAAGAAUAUAAGUUUUAAAGAGAUAAGUUAUCCUUUUAGGGAAGUUGCAUGGGUAGAAAAAAGAGAUUGAGAAUUCACAAUGAGUUUGUCCAGAGUCAGGAGUGGUGGUGGAAGGGAAGUUGUCCUUCAUUCUUAAGUUUAAGGAGCCAAAGGAAGUAGAGGGAAAGGAUAGAAAAAAAGAGCUAGGGGAAUGAACCCAAGAAAUGUUGAUUAUGAGAACUACUCAACUGAAUAUUCACAACCAUGAGAAAUAUAGACUUGCUAGUUGGUCAGUUGAAAAGUUUCUGUGAGGGUAGCCUUACCCUGCAACUAAGGAAUGUUGGCUGCAGGGUAAUGCAGGGUGUUUGCUUUUGGACUUUUUGUCUUUUAGACCUUGCUUAUUGAAACAUUGCCUACUAAAUCAUGUUAAUUCCAAGGGUCAAGAACAACAGCUUAGAAAAUUGAGUACAGGAGAGACCUUUGAUGUGUUCAAACUGUUUUAAGUUAUCUGAGUUACCUGAGAAUGUGCUUAUUUAUAAAGAUUUACCUCAGUUGUAUCUAGUUUGUACCUUAGAUUUUUUUAUAGCUUAUAGUAAAGUUUAGUUGUAGAUUUGCACUGACACUGCGUAUUAGAUUAUGAAAAACUUGAAAAGACUUUGAAAUACCUUUUACAUUUUACUCUUGGGUAGAGGCAGGUGGCAUCUUUUUAUAUUUUUUUCAUUGAAACUUUGAAGAUUAUUGGACAUAUUAUUUUGAGUGCAGUGUUUUUAAUUUUAGAAAGUUGUACUAUGAUGUAUCUUGGUGUGAAUUUCUUUUAGUUUACCCUGUUUGGGGUUUGCUUAGCUUCUUCAAUCUGUAGGUUUAUGUCUUUUGUCAAAUUUGGGAGAUUUUCAGCCCUCAUCUCUUUAAAUACAUUUUAGCCCCCACCUUCUACUCCUUUUCUUCUGGGACUCUAAUGAAAGAAAUGUUAGCUCUUUGGUUGUAGUCUCACAAGUUCCUGAGGCUCUGUUCAUUUCUUCUUGACGAUUUUUGUCUGAAUCUGCUCAAUCUGCCAUAACAAGAUAGCAUAGACUGACUGAGUGGCUCAAAAAAAUAUGUAUUUCUAACAGUUCUGGAGGCUGGGACGUCCAAGAUCAAGGUGCCUGCUGACUCUGCUUCCAGUGAGGGCUUUCCUCCUGGUUUACAGAUAGCUGCCUUCUCACUGUGUCUUCUCAUGUCUGUAGUGCAUGCAGAUGGGGGGCCAGUUGGGAAAGGGAGAGAGAAAUAGCUCCCUCUUCUUAUCAGUCCACCAGUUCUAGCAGAUUAGGACUCUGCCCUUAUUACCUCAUUUAACCCUAAUUACCCCCCUGAAAACCCUGUCUCCAAAUGAAUUCACAUUGGGGAUUAGGACUUCAACAAAAUUUUGGGGAAGAGGGGAUACGUUUAGUCCAUAACAUUCCACCCCAGCCCCCCACCGAAUUUAUGUCCUUCUGUGCAGAAUACGUUUAUUCCAUUCCAACAGCCCCCAAAGCCCUAACUCAUUCUAGCAUUAGCUCUAAAGUCCAGACCUUCAGGUAAAUAUCACCUAAAUCAGAUAUGGCUAAGACUCAAGAUACAAUUCAUCCUGAGGCAAAAUUACUCUGCAGCUGUGAACCUGUGAAACCAAACAAGUUAUGUGCUUCCAAAAUACAUUUGUGAUCUGGACAUAAUGUAGGCAUUCCCAUUCCACAGGGGGAGAAAUAGGAAAGUAGGAGGAGGGAUGCAUCCUGAGCAAGUCUAAAACUUAGCAAGGCAAAUUCCAUUAGGCCUUCGUUUCGUCAGAUCUUGUGAGAAUAACCCUCUUUUGCUCAAUGCUCUGCCUUCCAGAUCCACUGGGGUAGUGGUCCUAUCUCUGUGGUACUGCCAGGUAGCCCCUCUCCUAAGCCUCUGCAGGACAAUUCUGCCCCUAAGUCUUCCGUUGGAGGCUUUCUGUUCUGUUGAGACCAGGGUGGUGGUUCCACCCUUUGAAACAGGAGGCAUCCCCAAUGGUCUCUGAAUUGCUUUCAGGGUCAUUCUCUUUUCUUGAAGGAUAACACAUAUUCAUAGACAAAUGGCUCUCUAGUCUGGUUCUAUAGGAUCUAAGAAGUCCUAAAGCCUGCCUUCAUUUUAUUUUGUUGUUUUUCUGUCCCCUUUAGUGCCAGGUGGCUGUGUUUCUGCUGUUGUAAUCCCAUUUAUAUUCCUGGCUUCUCCUGGGGCUGCUAAACCCAUCUGAUCUAUUUAUCAAAUGGUUAUUAAGCCACACUCUUAGUGUUUUCUUUGUAGCAAAUUUUCUCAUAUUUUUGUGAUAUGGAUAGAAUUUUCAAAUCUCUUUAAUUGUGCUUCCUUGUUUCUUAAGUUCCUUUUUCACUUAAUGUCUCUCCUCUCACAUUUUACUACAAGCACUAAGGGGACCCAAGCUGCACCUUCAGUGCUUUGCUUAGAAAUCUCCUAAAUAAACAGUUUCAUCACUCUCAAGUUCUGCCUUUCAGAAAACACUAGAACAGUUCAGAGAAGUUCUUUGCCACUUUAUAAGAAGAACCACCUUUUUUUUUUUUCCAGUUCUAAUAACAUGUACCUCAUUGCCAUCUGAGACCUUGCCAGAGUGGCCUUUAAUAUCCAUAUCUCUAGCAUGUACCUCAAAACUCUUUUAGCCUCUACCCAUCACCCAGUUCCAAAGCUGCCUUCACAUUUUGAGGUAUUUGUUAAAGCAGCAUCCCCCUUCUGGGUACCAAAAUCUCAAUCUGCUUGGUCUGCCAUAACAAAAAUCCGUAGACUGGGCAGCUCAAACAACAAAUUUAUUUCUCACAGUCCUGGAGGCUGUAAGUCUAAAAUCAGGGUCCAACAGCGUUCAGUUCCUGGCUUGUAGAUGGUUGCGCUCUCACUGUGUUCUCACAUGACCUUUUCUCAGUGCAUAGGUGUGGAGAGAAAUUGGAUUGGGACCCCACCUUUAAGGUCUCUUUUAACCUUAAUUACUUCUUCAGAACCUAUCUCCAAAUAUAGUCACAUUGAGGGUUAGGGUGUCAACAUAAUGAAUUGGGGUCGUGGGGACAUAGUUCAUAACAGUUUUCUCUCUUCAGAUUGAGCAUUUUCUUUUUUUUGUUUGUUUGUUUGAGAGGGAGUCUCGCUCUCGUCCAGGCUGGAGUGCAGUGGCGCGAUCUCGGCUAACUGCAAGCUCCGCCUCCCAGGUUCACGCCAUUCUCCUGCCUCAGCCUCCCACGUAGCUGGGCCUACAGGCGCCCGCUACCAUGCCCGGCUAAUUUUUUUUUUGUAUUUUUAGUAGAGACGCGGUUUCAUCAUGUUAGCCAGGGUGGUCUCGAUCUCCUGACCUCAUGAUCCGCCCGCUUCGGCCUCCCAAAGUGCUGGGAUUACAGGCAUGAGCCACCGCCCUGGCCAAGUAUUUUCUGUUUUUAUAUCUUCAAGUUCACUAGAUCUUCCCUCUGUCCUUUUGAUUCUGCUGUUGAGACCAUCCUUGAGUUUUAUUUCAGUUAUUGUAUUUUUCAGUUCCAUUUGAUUCUUUGUUCUGUUUCCUUGCUGAGAGCCUUUCUUUGCUUAUUUUGUUUGUAUUGAGCAUGUUUGUAAUUACUCAUUGAGGCAUUUUUGUGAUGGCUGCUUUAAAAUCCUUGCAGGUUAUCCUAACAUCUGUGUCAUCUCAGUGUUGACAUCUUUGGGUUAUCUUCUCAUUUAAGUUGAGAUUUUCUUGGUUCUUGGUGUGAUGAGUGAUUUUCAGUUGAAGUCUGGACAUUUUGAGUAUUUUGGUAUGAGAUUUGGUAUCCUAUUUAAGUCUUCUGCAUUGAUAGGCCUCCUCUGAUACCACUGUGGUGGAGAAAGUGUUGCAGGGGGUGCUGCCUCAUUACUUUAAGUUGGUGUUGCAAGUCCAGGUUCACCAUUGACCUCUAAUGACUCCUGGGGCAGGGGUCCUUAAUACUGCUGGGCAAGGGUGGGAUUUACAGCUCCCCACUAGGCCUCUGCUGACACCACACUGGCUGGGGAAGAUCAGGAAUGCCUUGUUAUUGCUACUUACAUGGCCUCGAUUGACAGCAUGGUGUGGGGUUGAGGGUAACAUCAUUACUAUUGGGAAUUGGUGUAAGUCCUGACCCCCAACUUGGCUUCCACUGAAACCACACCAGUAAGGAAGAAGAGAGAUGGCUCUGGGUAGGGGGGACGCUGCCAGGGCAAUGUGUGGGGAGGGGUGGGUUUUAGAAAUCUGUCUGCUCAGUUGGUCUUCUCUGAUACCACCCCAGGGUAAAGGUGGAGGACUGAGGAGCCUUGUUACAGCCUGGUGAGGGUGGAAGUAUAGGCGUUUGUUGGCGGGGAUAGGACCAUAGCUUUCUUCUGUGGUCUUUGAAGUAGGAUUGUGGUUUUCUAAACAUUUUCUGUCUUGCUAGGCUGCUCCCUUCCCAGUCCUUUGGCUAGAAAAAGCAGAUUUUUCUUGGGGCUUUUUUUUUUUUUUUUUGGUCUGUGCCUGUUGGUGUUUCCGGGUUGCCAGCUUCUCUAGAACCUGACCUGGAAUAGACGAGGCCAUAAGAAAGCCCAAGAAAGUCACUGCUGUGUUCUUCCUCAGGUUCUGAGGUCCCUGGCCAGUCCAUUCUCUCUCCACCUUUUAGAACUUUCUUAUGUUUGCUUUGUGUAUAAUAUCCCGGAUUUUUAGUUGUAGUUAGUGAGAGCGAUAGGAGAAAGUAGUGCUCCACCUUUCCCGUGACAUCCUUGUGCUUGACACUGAAAUCACACAUCAAGUUGUGGUAUAUAUAGGGUUUGUGGUAUAUAACCUAAGGGUUUGUGGUAUAUACAGGUCAUUUGUCCUGAAGAUAAGCUGCCAAUUUGAUAGGUAGAAACUAUCAGCCUGCUUCAUCUAGCUUUGAAGGAACAAUAGUUUAUAAAUUGAGGAAACACCAGUAUUUAAUUGUAGGUUAUAAACUGGAGAAGAAUAGCUAUGACUAAGAAUAUAAACUGUAGGGUUACAUUUUUUUUAUUUGUAUUUUUGUUUGAAAAACAUAUGAGAAGCACUGGAGAACUGGACUCAGAAUUUUGGAUUUUUUUACAAUUAUAUAUUAUGUACAUGUGGCUAUCUGUUCACUUUAAUUUGCCAUAUGACAUAUGAUAUCAUAGAGAAUCAACAAAAUAAAGAAUGAAAAUAACUGAGAUUUGGGACAAGUCACCUUCAUCCUUUGAAAUCUAUUUCCUCAUAGAUAUAUGUUUUAAAAUUUAAUGCCUACUUGAGAAUGAUUGCAAGAGUUAGGUCGAAAAUGGAUGCAAAUGUGGUUUGUAAGCUAUCAGGUGCUACGUAACUAUUAGGUAUUAUUCAUAUAGUCAUUUAGAAGACAUAUCCAUCAUGUAUGCUUCACAGUGGUGUAGCCCAAUAAAAACAACUGUGAAUAUAAUGGAAUGAGGCUUUUUAUCUUUUUAAGUAAGUUUUCUGGGAUCCUGUUAAAAUCUGCAUCUUUUGAGAUAAUCAUAUGGUUCCUUUUAAUCUAUUAAUGUGGUAAAGUACAUUGAUUUUCUGAUGUUAAAGAAUCCUCGCACUUCUGGGAUGCAAUUUCGUGAUUUUUUUCUCCAUCUCUGGGGGAGUUUGUGUCCCUUGAAUUUUAGUUGCAUUCAUCUGUUAAACUGGGAUUAUUGUGUUUGUAGUGUGUGGUAUGGUUGGUUUUAGGGGCUAUUUAGAUUUACUGUUUCUUCUAGAAAGUUGUAGGUUUUUCUAAAAAUGUAUCCUUUUUGGUCAUCGAGUUGUUUAAAAUAUUUUUAUUUUCAAGUACUUGUUCUAUUUGAACUUAGUCCCUUUUUUCUUUCCUGAUAUUGCUUAUUUGUAUCCUCUCUUGGUAAUGUUUCUAGAGAUGUGUCAACUUUACUAGUCUUUUAAAAUAACUGACUUUUUGAACUUUUGCAAAAAUCAGCUUUUAUCAAAGUGCACAAUAAAAUUCACCCACUUAAAGGUGUUUGCUAUGUUUGACGAAGAUAUUACCCUUGUAACUACCACCAUAAUUGUGUGUGUGGUUAUAAUAGUUCCUUCUUCUCCUCUCCCUCCCUCUCUCCUCCUCCUCCCUAUCUUCCUCCUUCUCCUUUCACCCCUUUCUCUUUCUUCCUCCCUUCUUCCUUUCUUCCUUCCACAGUUCUGUCUUAAAAUGACCUAUGUAGACUUGUGUCACCAUCACCACAAAGGGUACAGAACAAUUCCACUGCACCAACAAAUUCCACCUGUGCUGCUUUUUUUUAAGAGUGGCUCCCCACCCCGCAUUGAGUAUAAAGGCUUUGAUUUUCAUCAGUGUUGUGUCAUUUAUUCAUUUUUAUUGCUGAGUAGUUUUCCAUGUUAGGUACCACAAUAUUCUUAGCCAUUAACCCACUGAAGCACAUUUAGGUUGUUUAUAAUUUUUAGUGAUUAUGAAUAAAACUAUUAGAAACAUUAGGUUUUUGUAUGAACAUAAAUCUUCAUCUCUGUAGGGUAAAUAUUGCAGUGAAAUGGUUAGGUCAUAUGGUGAGUGUAUGUUUACCUUUGUAACACAGGGCCAACCUUUUCCAGAAUGAUUGAUUAAUUUUGUUUUCCCACCAGCAACGUAUGAAGAUGUGGUUGCUCCAUAAUUUGCCAACACCGGGUAUUCUCAUUGUUUUUAUUUUAUCCAUUCUAGUAGAUGUGUAGUGGUAUCUCAAUGUGGCUUCAAUUUGCAUUUCCUUAAUGACUAAUGAUGUUGAGCAUCUUUUCGUGUGCUUAUUGUCCAUCUAUGUAUCUUUGAUGAAGUGUUCAAAUCUUUUGCCAUUUUAAAAGAAUUCUAUUGUUUGUUUUCCUAGUUUAGUUUUGUAGUUUGUGGCUUGUCUUUUUAUUCUCUUUUAUUCAAUUUUUAUUUCGGUGUCUUUUAUAAAGCAAAGGUUUUAAAUGUUAAUGAAGUCCAGUUUUUCCCUCUAUGGACCAUACUUUGGUGUCAUAUUUAAGAACCCCAUCCCUAACUAAUGUUUAGGAAAUUUUUCUUCUACUAGCUUAAUGAUAAUGUUUUUCACUUACAUCCAUUUUAGGUAAUUUCUAUAUAAGGUGUUAAAUAAAGGCCCAGGCUCAUUGUUUUUACAUGUGGUUAUCCAGAUGUUUCAGCAUCAUUUGUGGAAAACAUAGUGUUCCAUUGAAUUGCCUUUGCCCUUUUGUCAACAAUUGAUUGAUCAUAGUUAAGCGGGUCUGUUUCUCAGUUUUCUGUUCUAUUCCAUUGAUCUGUGUGUCCAUCCCUUUGCCAAAGCCACACAUUGUCUUGAUUACUGUAGCUUUGUAGUAAAUCUCAAAAUCAGGUAAUGUAAGCCCUUCAAAUUUAUUCUUUUUCUAAUUUAUAUGUUUCCACUGUCAUAUAUUUGUCUAUAUAUUAUGUCAAGUUUUACUUUAUAUAUUUUGACACUCAGUUGUUAUCCGAAUACAGGCUAAGAAUUGUCAAAUCUCUGGUGAUUUGAAUGUUUUCCCAUUAUGUAGCAACUUUCUUUAAACAUAAGAAUACUUUAUAACAGAUAAUAUUGGGGUUUUUUUGUGGGGGAGGAGGUUUGAAACAAGGUCUCACUCUCUCACCCAGGCUGGAGUACAGUGGUGGUGCGAUUUUGGCUCUUUGCAACCUCAACCUCCUGGGCUCAAGCAGUCCUUCCACAUCAGUCUCUCGAGUAGCUGGGAUUACAGGCAUGCACCACCACACCCAGCUAAAUUUUUUGCAUCUUUUGUAGAAAUGGGGUUUCACCAUGUUGGCCAGGCUGGUCUUGAAAUCAUGAGCUCAAGCAAUCUGCCCACCUUGGCCUCCCAAAGUGCUGGAAAUACAAGCAUGAGCCACUCUGCUCCACCACAGAUUUAUUGAGAUAUAAUUUAUAUACCAUAAAAUUCAUCCAUUUAAAAUGUGCAAUUCAGUGUUCUUUGUGUAUUCACAGAGUUGCAUGACCAUCACCACAAUAAAUCUUAGAACAUUAUCACCUCUAAAAUAAAACUUUUAGCUAUAACCUCUGCUAUGGUCUGUAUGUUUGUGUACCCUCAAAAUUCAUAAGUUGCAAUCCUAACCCCUAAGGUGAUGGUAUUAGGAGAUGGGGCCUUUGGGAAGUGAUUAGGUCAAGAGGGCAUAGCCCUCAUGAAUGAGCUCAGUGCUCCUAUGAAAGUGGCCCUAAACAGAUCACUCACCCCUUCUCCCUUGUGAGGAAACAAUGAAAAGACAGUCAUCUGUGAGCUAGAAAGUGGGUUCUCACUCACAUUUCAUUAUGCUGGUGCCUUGGACUUCCCAGCCUCCAGAACUGUAAGAAAUCAUUUAUUGUUGUUUAUAAGCUACUCAGUCUGUGGUGCAUUUGUUAUGGCAGCUGGAACAGACUAAGUUAACUCCUAACUCCUCUAUUCUCCCCAGCACUAGGCAACCAUGAAUACACUGUCUAUGUUUGUAGAUUUGCCUGUUCUGGACAUUUCAUAUAAAUGGAAUCAUACAGUCAUCAUACAGUAUAUGAUCUGGUGUGGUUUGAAGGUGUAUUAGCCCGUUUUCACGUGCUAUAAAUAACCGGAAACUAAGUAAGUUAUAAGGAAAAGAGGUUUAAUUGGCUCACGGUUCCACAAGCUUUACAGGAGGCGUGGCUGGGGAGGCCUCAGGGAGCUUACAAUCAUGGGGGAAGGCAAAGGGGAAACAGGCUCAUCUUACAUGGCCAGAGCAGGAGAGGGGGAAAGGUGCCACACACUAAAACAACCAGAUCUCAUGAGAACUCUUAUCACAAGAAUAGCACCAAAGGGGGAAAUCUGCCCCCAUGAUCCAAUCGCCUCCAAUCAGGUCCCACCUCCAACAUUGAGGAUUACAAUUUGACAUGAGAUUUGGGCAGGGCCACAGACCCAAACCAUAUCAGAAUGUGUCCCCUAAAGUUCAUGUGUUGGCAGCUUGAUCCCCAGUGAGGUGGUUCUGGGAGGUAGGGCCUAAUGGGAGGUCAAUGGAUUAUGGGGGCACCACCCUCAUGAAUGGAUUAAUACUAGUCUCGUGAGAGUGGGUCUGUUAUCACAGGAGUGGGUUCCUUACAAAAGAACAAGUUUGGCUCCCUCUUGCUCCUCUAUUGCCCUCUCUUUGCCCUUUGGCCAUGGAAUGAUGCAGCAAGAAGGCCCUCAACAGAUACUAGCUCCUUGAUUUUGGACUUCCUAGGCUCCAGAACGGUGAGGAAAUAAAUUUCUAUUCGCUAUAAAUUACCCAUUAUAGCAUUCUGUCAUAGCAGCACAAAAGGGGCUAAGACAUGGUCUUUGUGAUUGGCUUCUUUCACUUACCAUAAUGUUUUCAUAAGGUUUAUGUUAUAGAAUAUAUUAGUGCUUCAUUUAUUUUAAAAACAUUCUUUCCUUUUUUAAAAAAAUCUCAAAUGUGAUAGUACUUUUUUAUUGUGGUAAAAAACACAUAACAUAAAAUUUACCCUCUUAACCAUUGUCUUAGUUUGUUUUGUGCUGCCAUAACAGAAUACCACAGAUGGUAAUUUAUAAGGGUGGAAAAUUUAUUGCCUCACAGUUCUGGAGGCAGGGAAGUUCGAGAUCAAGGGGCUAGCAUCUGAUGAGGCCCUCCUUGCAGCAUCAUCCCAUGAUGGAACAUGGAAGGGUAAGAGAGAUAGCAAGAGGAGACUGAACUCAUGCUUUUGUAAUGGCACCAGUUGCACCCACAAGGGUGAAGCCCUCAUGGCUUAAUCACCUCUUAAAAGGUCCUGCCUCUUUAAACUCUUAACACUGGCAAUUAAAUUUCAACAUGAGUUUUGGAGGGGGUAAACAUUCAAACCAUAGCAUUCCACCCCGGCUCCCCAAAACUUUAGUCCUUUUCACAUACAAAAUACAUUCAUUCCAUCCCAAUAUCCCCAAAAGUCUUAACUGAUUUCAUAAUCAACUUCAGAUUCCAAAGCCCAGAGUCUCACCUAAAAUCAGAUAUGGGUGAGACUCAAAUCACUAUUCAUCCUAAGGCAAAUUUCCAGCUCUGAGCCUGUGAAAUUAAACAAGUUAUGUGCUUCUGAAAUACAAUGGCGAGACAGUCAUAGGAUAGACAUUUGCAAUGCAAAAAGGAGACACAGAAAAAAAGAGAGGAGAUCCUAAGCAAGUCCACUCUGUGCCUUUCCUGGGCUCGGUUCACACAGAAGCUCUCAUGGGUUGAAAUCUUGUGCCUGCAGCUCUCCCAGGCUGGUGUUGCACACUGGUAGCUCUACAGUUAUGGGGUCAUGGGAAUGGCCCUGCCCCCACAGCUCUUCUAGGCCUAGUGGGGGACUUUAUGCAGUGGCUCUGAUCCCACAGUUCCACUGGGCAUUGCCUUAGUGGGGUCUCUUUACAGUGGGGUCUCUUUACUUGUUAUAGGGGUCCCUGUAACAAGUCUCUGCCCCAGGCUGUUCAUGACAUCCUUGGAAAUCUAGGGCUACAUUUAAGAUCAGGUCAUCUGCAGAUAAUUUUAUUUCUUCCUUUCCAAUUUAUUGCUUAAUUACUCUUACUAGGACCUCUAGUACUAUGUUGAAUAGAAGUUAGUCUGGUGAGGAUCGGUAGCUGAUAAAUUGUCAGUUUCUGUUGACUGAUGACAUUUCUGUUUCUGUUUGACAUUUUUGCCUCAGUUCCUGAAAUGUAUUUUCACUGGAUGUUAAGUUCUAGGCUGCUGUUAUUUUUCUCUCAUCUCUUUAAAGACAGUGUCCUACUUUGGUUCGACUUAGCUUCUUAUGGUUUUAUAAUCAUGAAUUGUGAGCUUACGUUUUACUGGCCUUAGUAUGUAGGGAUUCUGGAAGGCCUGUGUUGUGGGGUGUUUCUCUGAAGAAGAAUUAAAUAAAUUUAUUUCUUGAAUUGAGAUUUCCUGGACUAAGCAGGAAACAUUACCUCAAAUGCCAAACUCUCCUUGGGACAGGUCUGUGGUUAUUGACUCACUAAGGGAAGAUCACCCCAUUCCUAAAUCUCAUCACCAAGUGUGGGGUUGCUUAGGCCCACGUGUCCCUGUGGGCCCCCAUUUUUAGUGGUUAGAUGCAUUUUCUACCACCUGUUUCACUAAGGGUCUCAAUCCACUGUGGUGUCCUGGAUCCAAAUCACUGCCCUGCUCAUGCCCAGGUUCUGGUCUCCUGGCUUAAGUGGCUCUUGAGUCCCAAAGUCCCAGGGAGUUAAGAGUAGCAUGCAAGGCAGGAAAUUUCUGGUUUCUUUUGUCCUUAUAAAUGAAGUAUUUUAUUAAAUGAAUUAUUUUUCAAGACAAUGAAAUAAUCGCUACCACAAUUUAUUGAUAUGGCCCUAGAAAGGAGGGACCUGAGGCUCCUCUCUCCUCCCUCCCCUCCCCUCCCCCCUCCCUCCCUCCCUCCCUCCCUCCCUCCCUCCCUUCCUUCCUCCCUCCCUUCCUUCCUUCCUUCUUUCCUUCUCCUUGUUUUUUUCUUUCUAGCACAUCUGCUUUAUCUGUGUCUAUGCAUGUUUUCCUUUUACUGAACUAUUUGCGACAGGAUUGCCGACAUCAUGGCAUUUUACUACUCAUGUCCUGUAUCUUACAAGAAUAUGUAUCAGCAUGUGUAUUUUUUUAUUUUAUUUUAUUUUUUGAGGCAGAGUUUCACUCUGUCUCCCAGGCUGGAAUGCAGUGGCGCAAUCAUGGCUCACUGCAGCCUCAACCUUCUGGGCUCAGGUGAUUCUCCCACCUCAGCCUCCCAGGUAGCUGGGACUAUAAGUGCACACCACCAUGCCCAGCUAAUUUUUUUUUUUUUUUGUAGAGACAGGGUUUUGCCAUGUUGCCCAGGCUGGUCUCAAACUCUGGGCUCAAGUGAUCACCUGCUUCAGCCUCCCAAAGUGCUGGGAUUACAGGCCUGAGCCACUGCGCCCAGAUAUUUCAUUUUCAGAGACAGGGUCUCUGCUCUGUUGCCCAGGCUGAAGUGCAGCAGCAUGGUCAUAGCUCAGUGUAACCUUGAACUCCUGGGCUCAAGCAAUUCUCCUGCCUCAGCUUCCCGAGUAUCUGGGAUUACAGGCACACACCACCACAUCCAAGUAAUUUUUUUUUUUU
Messenger RNA from Gorilla gorilla gorilla (western lowland gorilla), 14122 nucleotides. It is a transcript of the gene ZNF892, whose product is annotated as zinc finger protein 892. NCBI's taxonomy places the organism in Eukaryota, Metazoa, Chordata, Mammalia, Primates, Hominidae. Gene Ontology annotation, biological process: regulation of transcription by RNA polymerase II. Bases 313 to 1881 code for a protein of 522 amino acids. The transcript is spliced from 5 exons. The record is from RefSeq and is a predicted model, not a curated record. Gene Ontology annotation, molecular function: DNA-binding transcription factor activity, RNA polymerase II-specific; RNA polymerase II cis-regulatory region sequence-specific DNA binding.